UUUUUGACGUUUUGAGUUUUUGUAUAACCACUACACCACCGAUAUACGCGAACUAUUUAUAAAUUUUUAUUUUGUACGAAUUCGACCGUUUCUUUUAUUUUCUAAGUGCAAUGUUUAAAAACUUUUGAAUCAUAUAUAUAACGAAAAAGCAGAGUGCUAAACAAGAUUUGGUGGUUUGGUAAAGGAACCCAAAAAUAAAAAUAGGAAACGAUUCCCCAAAUUCCAUAAAAGAAAGAAAUGGCAACGCGUGGCGGAGGUCCGACGGUAACAGGCACCGAUGGCAAUGAUUUCGAAUAUAGACAACGAGUGGCUGCACCACAUCAAAUUAGCUUGCUAAACAAAUCUCGACUGAAAUACUGCAUUUUCUUCCAUGCCCUGCUAUUUUUUGUUAUGUUAGCCAAGCUAACCUCAGACAUAUUGGAUCGUUUGGAUAUCUUUGUAUUGGAAAUUGAAGAGCUCGAGGUGCCAGCACCGCUAUGGUGGGAAUACAUAUGGUUGGCAUCAUUGCUGACAUCAUUUGUGGGCCUAUCGGCGGCACGUGGCAAUAGAAUACGUGAUAUGCAAAAAUAUAUGAUUGUGCUGGGACUGUUUGGUGUGCUGCCCCUGAUGUAUUGUUUUAUCUAUUACAUUGGUGAUGUAAUUGAAUAUUUGACGCUGGACGAUGAAACGGAUUUGGAGGAUACCGAUAUAUUCCUAUGGAGAGGUCUACCCUAUGGUCUGUUGUGGCAUGCCUUCUGUUUUGUGGGUUUCCAAAUACAUGGUUUCACUUUGUAUUUCUCCUAUAAUUUGAUUAAGGCCUGGAAGGCACGCUCUGCCAGAAAAUAUCAAUAGAUUUCUAGCUUCAAGUCUUACUUUGUUACUAUUGAAAAAAAAACUCUUGUUGUAAAAAAAUGAAACGAAACGAAAAGCAUGAAGAGGAAAUAACAACAAACAAACAUGAAUGACCUGGUUAAACUAUUUUUGAUGUUUCUAUAUACCUACAAACAAAAAAAAAUUGUAUAAAUACUAUAGAGUUAGAACAAAAUAUCAAAGUUAGCAUUGACUUGAAUUAGUCCAAAUAAAAAAGGCAUGUGUACGCUGUACAUGUUGUAAAUUAUAUAUAUAAAAAAAUGGUCAUAAACUGCACAUUUAUCAUUGCAAGCACAAAAAUGGAUGUUUUUUUAAAAUCAUUUUAACAAAAGCAGAAAGAAUUUGAAUUAUGCAUAUGGGUAUAUCAAUAAAAUUGAAAAUUUUAAAAUACUCUAAUACUUGAUACUCCUCCAUAAAUAAACACAAAAAACACUUGCAAUACCGUUUCCUAGAUGUUUGUGCGUGAUGUUUGUUAAAAGUCAAUUUAUAGUUAAAACAAAAAGUUGUACGAAUAUACAUACAUACAUAUAUAUUUUUAAGUACUUAAACGGGUACUCUAUUAUGUUUUAUAAGCUGUGCCUAAGUCUAUGAUUCUUGACAUGACAAAAAAAUAAUGAAAGUCCUUUAUGGGAAAAAGGAGAAAGAUAGAUAUGUUAACUAAUUAUUUCAACUGCCUUUUAUGAUUUCAAACAACUGUUGGUGUCUUUGUUUAAACUCCCUUUUAGCAUUAUUGUCUUUUUUAGUUUUAUUUAUCUACCAAAAAUGAAAGAAGCGGUAUCCUAUAAAACAAUA
Molecule: messenger RNA, 1641 nt
Organism: Stomoxys calcitrans (stable fly)
Lineage: Eukaryota; Metazoa; Arthropoda; Insecta; Diptera; Muscidae
Gene: jagn
Product: protein jagunal
Exons: 3
Coding region: 238-831 (197 amino acids)
Biological process (GO): endoplasmic reticulum organization; vesicle-mediated transport
Cellular component (GO): endoplasmic reticulum membrane
Source: RefSeq, a predicted model, not a curated record